UAGUAACGUGCGCGAUUACAGGAAGCCAUAUUGGAUCCAAAAUGGAAGAACUACAACAAAACGCUGGGAUAUCUCGUUUUUUGGUCUAGCGUUACAAAAAAAAGUAGCGAUCUGUAAAAUAUGAGUGGCAGCGAAGAGAGAGGGACAGAAGGACGAGAGAUCGAGCCGGCCAUUUGGGCCGUGGCACCGAGACUUCAUCAAGAAGAAGGCCCAGUUGAUGUUUCUGCCAGUCCUGCUUUUCAGUGCCUAGAUGAACUCUUCUCGCAAGGAAAGAUCGCAGGGGAGACGGUUGCAAAACUCAAAGCAAAGUACACAAGUCUUCACGAACGAUUAAAGUCGACGAGAGAACAAGAGUCUAGUCUGCUGCAUAAUGCGAAAGAGCUUCACCAAGAGGUUCAGAGGCAAAGAGCAGAACUAGAGAAGGGGGACAAUUUUCCUGAUGGAGAAAAUAAUGAAGUCAAUAAACUGCGACAAGAACUUUUGAAACAUCACAAUGAGCUUGCUCAAGCUGACGAAAGACAGUACCAGCUUGAAUUUAAGCUGGAGGGUUUGAAAGAAGAGAAAAUGAUGCUUGAGAGGGAAUAUGGGCGUAUGCCAAAGGCUGGAGAGAUAGAAAAACAACUUAAAGAAGUGAAUAAAUCUGUAGAGGACCUAAAAAUUGAAAUUGCACAAAGGACUGUUGAAACAAAAAGCCUUAGAGAAGAGUUAGAAAACAGACAGAAACUGGUUGAUGAGCUUCAUAAGGAAGUUGAGGGUGAUCUGGAAAAACAGCAGACUCUUAGAGAUGAACUAGUUCAGGUUCACUCGCAACCAGCACACAUCUCCAAGCAGAUUGAUCUUAUAUCAAGACAGUACAAGGAUGUUGAGGACAAAAGAAAAGGAUUAGAUGGUGACAUUGAAGAAAUUGUCAAAGAGCUGCAGAGGUUAGAUGGGCGGAGGACCUAUUUAGAGGAUGAGAAGAUGGAGUUGUCAGAAGCUUUGGAUAGGCAAAGACACACCUAUGAAUCCAAGGAGAGAGAAGUAGAUGUUCUCAUAAAGGAGUAUGAGCUUGCCAAAGAAAGACAAGCUGAAUUCAUGGGUGACAGGGGAACACUAGACUUGAACCUCAAACAUGCUGCUAUUGAAAAGAAAACUCAACAUGAUGUGCAUGCUAGAAAAACACGGGAGAAGGAGAGAGACCUCAAAUCUCUAAAGAAAAGUGAGCUACAGUUGAAAGUUGGAGAAGAUGCCCUUGCUCAUGUCAAGUCUAUCUACGACAAGGUCAAAAGUCAAGUGGAAAGUGCUCCGAGAGAUGAUGGCACACUCCUAGAUAAGCGAAAAGAGUUGCAAAGAGAAGUGGAUGUCACUAAGAGAACUCUUGCUCAACAGAAUGCGCUGACUUCAAGAGAGAGGGCUAGAGUUGAACAGAUGAUCCAGGAAGAGGAGAGGCUGCUCAUGGAACAGAGUGAACUACGGGUGGAUGUUAUUGACCUGACAAGGCUUGCACAGAUCAAGGCAGAUGAAAGAGAGCAAAAGGCACGUGACUACAUGAGAGCUGAGUUGAGAUACCAAAGAGCUUUGGAAGAUCUCAAAACCAAAAAUUUGAAUAUACAAGACAGUGCCAAGAAGUAUGCUGAGAUGCAACACAGACUCUCUGACUUUGCCAAACUUUAUGAUGUCAUAAAGAAUGAAAGAAAUAAGUGUGUGAACCUGAUUCAAACCAGUACACAGAAAGCAGCGGAAAUGAGAGAAAAGAUUAAAAUCCUUCAAAAUGAAAUUGAAAUUCUCCGGUCCAAAGUAAAUGCAAAGGACAGACUUUUACAAAAAGCUCGUCUCAAGAGGAGCAAUGCUGUCGUUAUCCGAGAUAGCUUGCGAAAUGAAGCAAGCAAGCAGGGCAAGCAGGAUGAAGAGAGCCGCGAGAAGCGUGAACAGUUGCGUCUUGAUAUUGCCAAACUAAACGAGCUCAUCAACAAAGCCGAGGAGAACAUGGUGCAGCUACGAAAACGUUACGAGACUAGCGUCCAGGAGCGCAAUGAUAUGGGAAUCCAGCUUAUUGAAAGGAAUGAAGAAGUUUGCGUUUUCUACGAAAAACUUAACAUCCAAGAUACGAUGAUUCGUAAUGGUGACGUGGAACUAAAAGCCAGAGAAGAAGAGAUUCGCUUCCUUAAAAUGGAGCUGAAUGAGAUCCGUCGCGGUAUAGGACUUGCAAAUAAGAACAUGCCGAACAAGAGGGCCUUGGACAACGAGCUUGUCACUCUACAGAUACAGCUCGCAGCAGCGAGAGAUCGGUUAGCAGACCUAGAGAAGGAACUAGAAGACCCAUCUAACGAGGAGCGGGUACGGCUGCUGAGCGGGGCUGACCCCGAGCCGGACAUCCUGGCCAAGAAGAUAGAGGAGCUUGAGUUGAGGCUAGCCGAGAAGGAGGAGAAACUCCUUGAGAAGGACCUCAUCUUUGAGGAGGUCACAAGAUUGGCGGAUAGAACCAAGAACAAGGCGGAGACAGGCAAGGAGGACACGCUGGAACUAGCCAAAAAGGUGAACGAAUACCAGGCCAAGAUCAAAGACACAACGCGGAAGAUGAUGGCCAUGGUGUCGGAGUUAUCCAUGAAUCAAGCAAACGCGCUCAAGCUACAGCAGGUAGUGAAAGGCAAAGAGCAGGAGGUUGAGCAGGCGUACAUCCGCAUGGAGCGCGGAGAGGCGCCGAGCGAGGAGGCGGAGAGGGAGUGGCAGAGGAUGAUCAGGGACGAAGAGAGAAGGGAAGUGGACAAUAUACAAGCCAUGCAGCGUGAAGAGGAGGAAGAGCAUUACCGAUUACCAGGAGGUAUUUACACGACUGCCGAGCCUCGACCCAAUGCAUAUAUCCCGGAUGAUGACACCGAGCUACCUAUUCCCAGACCCUAUGGCUCACUCGCGCCGUUCAAGCCGACGGAGCCUGGCUCUACUAUGCGUCAUAUUCGAAAGCCGAUAAUAAAACCUAUUGAGAUAUAACAUCGUGAUAUGGGGAGCGAAAUGUCUGGUUAGGCUUUAUUGUUUUGUUAUUUUAAAAAUCUGUAAAUAUUUGUAAGAAGGCAUAAGAUAUAAGAAGUUAUAGUUGUAGAUGUUAUAGAAAGGUCAAAAUACCACAAACGUGAGCUAAUAAACGUUGCACGUUACAAUACAA
Nematostella vectensis (starlet sea anemone) is the source of this 3139-nucleotide messenger RNA. RefSeq names its product coiled-coil domain-containing protein 146. Lineage: Eukaryota; Metazoa; Cnidaria; Anthozoa; Actiniaria; Edwardsiidae. Gene Ontology annotation, cellular component: cytoskeleton. The transcript has 20 exons. Bases 121 to 2967 code for a protein of 948 amino acids. The record is from RefSeq and is a predicted model, not a curated record.